Messenger RNA from Pyrus x bretschneideri (Chinese white pear), 1090 nucleotides. RefSeq names its product GATA transcription factor 4. Lineage: Eukaryota; Viridiplantae; Streptophyta; Magnoliopsida; Rosales; Rosaceae. Gene Ontology annotation, biological process: positive regulation of DNA-templated transcription. The coding region runs from base 191 to 841 and encodes 216 amino acids. Gene Ontology annotation, molecular function: zinc ion binding; sequence-specific DNA binding. The transcript is spliced from 2 exons. The record is from RefSeq and is a predicted model, not a curated record. Gene Ontology annotation, cellular component: nucleus.
UCUCUCUCCCUCUCUCUCUCUCUCUCUACAGAAAGAGAGCUGAGCCUGAGAGAGCCAGAGAGAAGCAACUCACACCCAAACCCCAUUUCUCUUAACUCACUCACUUUCCUCGGUUUCACUGAGUCACUGCCCUCUCACUCGCUCUCUCUCUGUAGAACUGCAAAGCGAAAUAAUAAAUAAAAGAAUAAAAAUGGAAGACUUCUUCCCCGUCGACGACCUUCUGGAUUUGUCAAACGACGCCCUUUUCUCACCCUCCACUGCUUCCUCCACCGACUCCAUGGACCUCCACCACCAUCCGCCGCCACCUGACCACCUCCACGGCACCAUCACCACCUCCCUUUUCGCCCCCGCCACCACCUACACCGACUUCACCAACAACCUCUGUGUCCCCAGUGAUGACGUGGCGGAACUGGAGUGGCUAUCGCGCUUCAUCGACGACUCCUUUACCGACGUCCCCGCCACCGACCUAGCCGGUUCCGCAUCCUUCCAAAACGAAGCGUCGUUCAUGUUUCCCAGUCGGGUCCGCACCAAACUCUCCAAAUGGGCCGGCCCGCCUGACCCCCAAAACUCUCCCGCGAGGCCCAACAGGCCUAGGAGAGAGCCGUCGGAAGCGUCCCCUUCACUGCUCAGGUGCACGCACUGCGCCUCGGAGAAGACGCCGCAGUGGCGGGCAGGACCGAUGGGCCCCAAGACGCUCUGCAACGCGUGCGGGGUCCGGUACAAGUCGGGUCGGCUCGUGCCCGAGUACCGGCCGGCGGCGAGUCCGACCUUCGUGCUGACUCAGCACUCGAACUCGCACCGGAAGGUUCUGGAGCUUCGUCGCCAGAAGGAGGCUUCCUAGCAGCAGGCACCGCAAGAGCAACCACAGCAACACCGUCCGCAUCAGCAGCAGUCCUAUCAUCACCGCGACGAGUUUCGAGUUUGCUGACGUGUGAAACACGUGGCGGUCUCUCAGUUGAUGGGUCGUGUGGAAAUUUGACCAUAAACUAUGGGAAGUUUUUGUUUUUGAGGCAAAGAAAAAGUUGAAAUUAAUUUCCAUUACUAUUUUGGAUAUUUAAUUAAUCAAAAUAAAAUGUAUUAAUUUUUGUGA